Messenger RNA from Neohortaea acidophila, 537 nucleotides. RefSeq names its product OsmC/Ohr family. The transcript has a single exon. The coding region runs from base 1 to 537 and encodes 178 amino acids. The record is from RefSeq and is a predicted model, not a curated record. NCBI's taxonomy places the organism in Eukaryota, Fungi, Ascomycota, Dothideomycetes, Mycosphaerellales, Teratosphaeriaceae.
AUGGCGUCCAUCAACAACCUCCUCCGCCCAGCAUAUCACUCAGCGCGAAGCCUCGCACCCGGAACUCGGACCUUCGCAACCACCACUCACCGCAGGCAAACGAUCCCCUUCGAAGUCACAGGCAAAGGCAAAGGGGUCGCGCAAAUCGUGCAAGUGAAAAACUCCCACCACGAAAUCAAAGCAGACGCCUACCCAGCUUUCGGCGGGCAAGACGCCGCCCCCUCGCCCCUGCACUACAACCUCACCUCCCUCUCGACCUGCACGCAAGUGACAGGGUCGCUGGUGGCGAAGGGUCUCGGGAUUGACUUGAAAGGGUGGAAUGUGAGUGUUGAUGGGCGGCUGGAUCCGGGGGUGUUGGUGGAGGGGGUGGAGGGGAAUGCGAAUUGGAGGUCGAUUGAGUUGAGGGUGGAGGUUGUUGCUGAUGUGGAGGAGGGGGUGUUUAGGAAAUUUGCGAGUGAGACGGAGAGGAGGUGUCCGGUUACGCAGUUGUUUAAGCGGAGUGGGGUGGAGUGGAAGAGUGAGUGGACGAAGAAGUAG